Liolophura sinensis is the source of this 2254-nucleotide messenger RNA. RefSeq names its product UDP-glucuronosyltransferase 2B10-like. Lineage: Eukaryota; Metazoa; Mollusca; Polyplacophora; Chitonida; Chitonidae. Bases 30 to 1499 code for a protein of 489 amino acids. Gene Ontology annotation, molecular function: UDP-glycosyltransferase activity. The record is from RefSeq and is a predicted model, not a curated record. The transcript has a single exon.
UCGGGGAGGUGCAUGGUGAGAAGAUAUUGAUGAUACCAACUCCACAGUACAGCGUCUGUCAGGCUCUGGUCAGCAUAACUGACGACCUGAUCCUGAAGGGCCAUGAUGUGACCGUCUAUCAGCUGCAAGGCUUUCAUACCUUGUGUCCGGGUGGAAACAAAACAAAAGUCAUAACCUAUAAACCCACGGGCCUGGAUUUGAAAAAAGCAAUGACACACUCGCGAAAUUUUAUCAGGACAGUCAUGUCUACCAAGCCUUGGGAGAAAUCAUUCUGGGGCAUGAUAGACCUGAUUCAGCAUCAGGAGAUUAUAUGUAGGUUUGCACUUGGAGACGAAGACGCCUUCCAGAAGAUUAAGGAGGGAAACUUUGACUUUGUUCUGAUUGACGGAGCCGUUUAUAACGCCUGCUAUGCCGUCAUACCCUAUGCGUUAAAAAUUCCAUUCGGUAUUUAUGGAGACGUUUUGCUGCACUGGCCAGGUCGUCAAUCCUUCAGGCCUCAUACGGAACCAGACGUCAUAAGCCCCGUUUCAGAUGAAAUGUCUCCAUUUGAUAUGGCGAUGAAUGGCCUCAUCAUGUUUGUAAAAUACGUAUAUACGAUGUAUGAGGUUCCCAUACAUCACGUGAAACGCAUUGCCCCAGAGCUAAGUCGCAAGCAGACAGUGGACCUCCUGUUUGCUGCACAAAUAUACCUGGAGAAUGAUGACGCCAUUCUGGGCUAUGCACAUCCUAGACCUCCAAACUCCAUCUUAAUUGGAGGCAUCAUGACAAAGCCCGCCAAAUCACUGCCUGCUGAUAUCGAACAAUUUUUGGACAAGGCGACAGAGGGAGCGAUACUCAUUGCUUUUGGUGGAUCGACUUUUUCACACUUUCCCGAAGAGUACAACAAACUAUUCACACAAGCAUUAUCGGAGGUAAAUAUGCCUGUUAUAUGGAAGCACGACGUAGACAGAACGGAUGGACUUACAAUGAAGAAGACAUGGUUACCCGUCAAUGACAUUCUGGCACAUCCAAACACACGUCUUUUCAUUUACCAUUGCGGGAAAAACGGGGUCUACGAGGCGCUCUACCACGAGGUCCCGGUUUUGUGCCUACCUCUCAUCUACGACUGCGUUCAAGCUGCAGCCAGGGUGACCAGGCGUGGAGUGGGUAAAACGGUGGAGUUGCACUCUCUCACUUCCGAUAAUUUGCGUGAUGCUAUAAAUGACAUACUAAGUAACGAAACGUACGCGUCAAAUACGAAAAAGUUCUCACAAAUAUUCCACAGUUUACAACAGAACCCUCGCCAAAAAGCGGCGUACUGGGUAGAUCACGUGAUCAAACAUGGUGCUCACCAUCUUCAACCUUCAGACAACCUUCGUUGGGCUUUUGCAGAGUUUGUGGAGGUGUCGAUCUUAGUUAUGUUUGCUCUCGUGUCUCCCUUUCUGAUGUUUUUCUUUUGCCUAUUCGCCUUAAAAUCAAAGUUUUUUAAGAGUACUAAAAGAAAUGUGAAACUGGACUGAUUAUAAGAUGGAAUAUCUCUAAUGUCAAUAUACCCAACUGGAAUAUCCCAUCACGUCAGAUCUGGUCAGAAUGACCAGCUAGUAACAACACCCUUGAUGAAACGUUGCUGAUUGUUGCUGAAACAUUUCUGAUUUCAAUGAAAAACCAAAACCCUCAUCACAAUGUUUUACGUGUGCUAUGGUGGCAAAAAACAUUUUAUGGUCCAAGUUUACACCUAAAAUAGCAAGAGUGACAAAUGGCAGAUAUAACUAAGUCUAGGAUAGUUUGUAUGAGUUUUCAGUGAGGCAGUAUAUAGUGACCAUGGCUAGUGAUUGGUGUGCUAAAGUGAAACACGGUCACGAUGAGACGAACAUAUACAUGGCUGACAACUGACUGGCGUUCUAGAGGGAACCACCGUUUUGAGGAGACUAACAUAUGGACGAAACGGAGACUAUCCAAAUAAAAUCCAAUUACUUUUAACGUGAUCCUGAAGCCAGCCAUGUAUGACGGAGAAGUCACGGACAAGUAGUAUACCACAAUUAACAUAUUACAAAGAUAUACUCUGUUGAAACAAUCGUAACAAGUUUCUAUUGAAUUGUGUUACAACAAAUGUAUAUUUAGAUGAUAAGGGUAUUUGUUUUAAAAGGAUGUCUUUGGUAAUAUGCAUUUAUAGGUCGUAUGAGAUGUUGAUUACAAUUUUACUAUCAGAAAAGCAUAAGAUAUCAGUGUAAUUGAUAUAUGUGCCUGUAAACAUGUUUUAACGUUUUCAUUUUUU